Molecule: messenger RNA, 1464 nt
Organism: Vicia villosa (hairy vetch)
Lineage: Eukaryota; Viridiplantae; Streptophyta; Magnoliopsida; Fabales; Fabaceae
Exons: 9
Coding region: 77-1285 (402 amino acids)
Biological process (GO): aromatic amino acid biosynthetic process
Molecular function (GO): oxidoreductase activity; 3-dehydroquinate synthase activity
Source: RefSeq, a predicted model, not a curated record
AAAUGAAGAUGUAGCAUUGCGAAUGAACAUAUCACGAAAAAACAUUGGUUAGUUCUGACAUAAAGUAACACUUACGAUGGCUUUGGUGUCGCAAAUUGGAUUCGCACACUUCACUCCACCUUCAUCUCUAUCUCCACCUUCCAUCACCCAUUUCCGCCACAACCCUUGUUCAUCAAUGUCUUCUUCUUCUUCUUGGACACCAUCUCAGGACAACAAGGAUGGAAAAAAAUCAAAGAAAGUAUGGAUAUGGACCAACAACAAGCAGGUUAUGACUACAGCUGUUGAGAGAGGAUGGAACACUUUCAUUUUCCCAUCAAACCUUCCUCAACUCGCCAAUGAUUGGUCAUCCAUUGCAGUAAUCUGUCCUCUUUUUCUUGGCGAGGGAGAGAUUUUGGAUGCACAGAAUAAAAGGGUAGCCACAGUUUUCGAUGUUUCGACGCCAGAGGAAUUAGAGGGACUUAGACCGGAGGAUGAACAUGCAGAGAACAUUGUAGUUAACUUACUAGAUUGGCAGGUAAUACCUGCAGAAAAUAUAAUUGCUGCAUUUCAAAACAGCCAAAAGACUGUGUUUGCUGUAUCCGAUAAUACGUCCGAAGCUCAGAUAUUUCUUGAGGCUCUCGAACACGGUUUAGAUGGCAUAGUUUUGAAAGUAGAAGAUGUUGAGCCUGUUCUUGAGCUAAAGGAAUAUUUCGACCGGAGAACAGAAGAAAACAAUGUAUUGAACUUGACCAAAGCCACUGUGACAAACAUUCAAGUGGCGGGAAUGGGGGAUCGCGUUUGUGUUGAUCUCUGCAGUCUCAUGAGGCCCGGUGAAGGACUUCUCGUUGGAUCUUUUGCUAGAGGAUUGUUUCUUGUUCAUUCAGAAUGCUUGGAGUCAAAUUACAUUGCAAGCAGACCUUUUCGAGUGAACGCGGGACCAGUACAUGCCUAUGUCGCUGUUCCAGGAGGAAGAACGAGCUACCUGUCAGAGUUAAAAUCAGGAAAAGAAGUGAUUGUGGUCGAUCAACAAGGUCGACAAAGAAUUGCAAUUGUCGGGCGUGUGAAGAUUGAAAGCAGACCACUAAUCCUUGUGGAGGCAAAGACAGAAUCAGACAAUCAAACAAUCAGCAUACUUCUGCAGAAUGCAGAAACUGUUGCAUUGGUUUGUCCCCUACAAGGAAAUAAACAGUUAAAAUCGGCUGUUCCAGUGACAUCGCUAAAAGUCGGAGAUGAAGUUCUGUUGAGAAUACAAGGAGGGGCUCGACAUACCGGAAUAGAGAUUCAAGAAUUUAUAGUUGAGAAAUGAACAAGUAGUAAUAAUGUAUAUUCAAAUUGUAAUUUUCAUUCAAUUUUGUGUGCUCAUCUUCUCCUUUUCUUCCAGCUUUGAUAUGAGAUAUGGAAAAGAGCAGCUUAUACUUGGCAGCCACAGAUAUGAGACCAAAGCUUAGCAUUAUUUUCAUAUAUUUAACUAUAGAGAUUUUUUAA